CGACUUGAACCAAACAGCUGUUAGAAAAGCACGUAGAUAGAGAUGGAUCGCUUCGGAGAGCUCGCUAUAGAUGUUCGUUCGCUUCUAGAGUCUGCUGUCAAGGUCUACUCCAUUUCAGAAGAAGAACUCUUCUUCAAAUGGGAAGCAUGGUGCUUCAAGAUGGGCACCAAUCCUGAACUCAACCUCGACAACGCGACGCUCUUCAAGCAGGACAUUCAACAUCAGCUAGAAAACAGCAAUCAGACGCGUCUCAAAGCUUCUGUUGCAGCAACGCCUGCAUCGAACAAAAAGGCCAGCUUGGCGGGCUAUGAAGAUUUCCUUGGUGGAGACGUCACACCACAAUCGAAGCGUGUCAAGCGUGAAUCUUUCAAAAGGGCGAGUCUCACUACACCCGCUCGUCCUACUGGAAGUGCGCUGGCGAGUAGUCCGUUGGCUGCCAACCAAACACCGCACCAACUAGGCACACCGGUUGCCUUUCGCGACCGCGAAGAUGCAGGCGUCAUUAUCACAUCUCUCAAUCCAACAAACAUGGACGCACCCUUGCCGUCUACUUCCACACCAAGUUUGACGGCCAACUUCGAUCCUCGAAAAUACUCAUUCCGUCCGAUGUACCAGAAAUUGUCGGAAGUGUCGGAGAUUCUGGAUGAUCAGAUUGAUUCGUUUGCUGAAUUGGUGCUGGAGAAGCUUGGCUUGGACGAUGAGCAUCUUGGAGACCCUGCACAGCAAAAACAGACCGAUGUGCUCGUUGUCGGUCGGAUUGUGUGUGAUGCCUUGAAUGGAGGUCGGCUCAACGCUGCAUCAGUCAUGCUUGAGACAUCAAGACGGUUGGGCAUCGGUUCACGCACGAAGCUCGAUCUAUCUGCUGUUGAGAGUUAUGCUCUCUUUCCCGGCCAGCUCGUUGCUUGUCGUGGCAUCAACGGCACUGGCACCUUCAAGGUCAGUGAAUGGGUGACACCUGUGGCACUGCCACCUGCCGCAUCAGCGCCUUCAGAAUUUCGCAAAGAGACCAUGAGCAUUGUGAUUGCUUGUGGCCCAUACACGACGCAAGCCAAUUUGGAGUUCGAAGCACUCCAUGCGCUACGCGAGGUGAUUAUGGCUGAUAAGCCAGAUCAAGUCAUCUUGCUUGGCCCAUUCAUUGACCGCCAGCAUCCACUUAUUUCAAGUGGUGACUUCGAUUGUCCCGGUGGUAGCCUUGACGGUCUCUUCAAGGAUCUGAUUGCUCCUGUCAUUCAGGACUUUCCUGGACUAUUGGUUGUACCGCACAUUGCGGAUAUCAACUCGCGCCAUCCAGUCUUUCCGCAAGAAGCACUUCAACGCUCUAUGACAGGCUUGCCAAAAGGUACAAAACUAUUGCCCAAUCCUGCCUUGUUCAGUCUGGACGAAGUCUCUUUUGGCAUUGCAAGCCCGGAUAUCAUUAAACAUAUGACAACCUCGGAAGUAGUCAAGAAUCCCGCAGAGCGAAAUGGUAUAACCCGUCAAGCCGCUCACAUCAUUCAACAACGGCGAUUCUAUCCCUUGUUCCCACCUCAAAUCUCACUGGACGCCGGAUUUCUUGGCCUUGCAGAAUUUGGCAAUCGUGUGCCAGACGUACUCAUCUUGCCGUCUGAACUCUCCAGCUUUGCCAAAGUUGUGGAGAAUGUCAUGGUCAUCAAUCCUGGAACCUUGUCGCGACGUGCUGGCCCAGGCUCAUUUGCAAGGCUAUCGAUUCAGCCAAAGCAAGUCAAAUCAACUCAAGAAACGGAUCUGUACAGUGAUGCUAUGAAGCCUGAGCCGUUGGACGACCUUGUGCAGCAUGAACUGUGGGCUCGCUCACGUGUGGACAUCAUCAAAAUCUGAUGGGAGCCCCUCACUCUGGAGCUGUCAGUUGUGAAGCUGUCUUUCCUGAUCAUGCAUCAAUGCACUUACAACGUGGCGAAACAUACCAUGCGUGGACUGACUGAUUUUGAUCAAUACCAUCUAUGUUGUAUCAUGCGAGAUGUUGAAAGCAUGCAUUGUCACAUUUGCACGAGAUCAAGCGUCCAUCAAGCUAUUGAGGCUCUGAGUCAUUUGCUCCCGAAGG
Molecule: messenger RNA, 2059 nt
Organism: Protomyces lactucae-debilis
Lineage: Eukaryota; Fungi; Ascomycota; Taphrinomycetes; Taphrinales; Protomycetaceae
Product: DNA polymerase alpha subunit B N-terminal-domain-containing protein
Exons: 1
Coding region: 43-1836 (597 amino acids)
Biological process (GO): DNA replication; DNA replication initiation
Cellular component (GO): alpha DNA polymerase:primase complex
Molecular function (GO): DNA binding
Source: RefSeq, a predicted model, not a curated record